ACACAAUAUCACUUAAUACUCACGGGCACGGGAAAUUGUCAAUGAUGAAUAUACAUCGUCUGAGGUCGUUGAUGACCUCCCUGAUUUCCUCACAAAUGCAUCUGAUAAGGUGAAAAAAAAUUACGAGAUUUAAAAAAAAAAUUAAGAACAAUUAAAAAAAAAUAACAAGUUUGAAAUUUUUUUUUAAAUAUUUAUAUUCACCCACCUAUCCAUGUCUAAUAUUGUAUUUGGGAGUAGAAAUGGGAAGAUUUAUGGCACAUUUUCUCUUUUUAUAUCUGUAAAUCAUGUGAUAUCAAUUCUUCAUUUGAAUAAUAAAAAAUAAGACAGGUUUCCAACUGUACCAAUUUAACUAAUAAUACAGAAAUUCAGGGCGUUUUCCCCCUGUUCAUAUAUGGUAUAAGUACUUCAUUUAAAUAAUAAAAAAUAAAACAGGUUCUGUAUUGGGGGGGGGGUGUAAAUGUAACUUAAAAUUAGAAAACUUGAAAAAAAAAUGUUACAACACAUCGUUUUUGCAAGAUAGAGGAGAAAAAUACAUGAUUAAUUUUCUGUCAGUUACAAUUAUUGAUAAACCUGUUCGGUGCACGCGACUUAGGCAAUAGUAAAAAUUCCACAGAAAUUACCUGAAUGACAUUUUAAUGUUCACCAUCUGUUUGGGGGUAAUGACAGAAUGCAGAAAAUUUUACAGAAAAUUUUAUUAUGUCCAGAAAGAGACUGGGGGGCGAGGGGGGAUUUUCCAUUAAACUAUGCAUCUCUGGGUAAAUAUAAGAUAAAAUGUGGACAGGGUCAACUUUCACUAAUCUCAAUUCAAUGCACGGUGACUCUGGUCAACUUUCACUAAUCUUAAUUCAAUACACUGUGACUCUAGUCAGCGGAAGUUUAUUAAUUAUUGAAAAAAUGAAAGUGUUGAUUAUUUUUGUUACCCUUGUAUAUUUUGCAUUUAGCUGUGAGGAGUGUGACUAUCCUUUCAGUAACUAUGCAACCUGCACAGGAGAAACGGUCUGCGUUUAUGGGGCCGAAAAUGUGCAGGUUGAAUGUUGGAUGCGAGACAUUACAACAGAUACAGUUAUUAAACAAUUAUUUGUGAGAGGGGAUUGCAAUAUAUUACAUUUCAAACAAUUUUGCAGUCGAGGAGUUGAAAUCAUUGAAAUGGUGAAUUCCAACGACAAUCUAUCGUGUUCAGAAACGUCCACAGCUAGGAGCAUGGAAAACACUAAUGAAAUAGCAGAUAUCACUACGCCGACUAAUCAUAUCCCCCAUGGCAUCUCAACACAGGGAGGCAAGAUUACCUCUGUCACGACCCCGGUAUCUUUUAGUAAAACUACAUCUAAAAAUGCAGAAUCAUCCACCCUUAUUAGUGCGACCUCUACUUUGACCUCCGAUGGACCCACGAUUUCACACAUCACGUCCUCCACAACGCAUCUUGCGUCCACGACAAUUUUAUCCUCGACGAAACCUACUGACGAAAAUGAUAACAAGGUUGACGAAGCGUACGGAUUAGCCGUAACCGCUUUUGCGGUUAUUGUGACUGCGGCGGUGGUAUGGGGAGUGAGGAUCCUCUGGCAGAGAUUUAAAUGCGCCUGGAAACCACCACUCGCCAGGCGAGGAGCCGACCAUGCUGGGAUAGAGCUAGAGCGUAUGGAGAGGGGGCGUCCUCGUCGCCCGCCGGUCGGUGCUAUGGAGGAAGACGAGGAAGACGAAGAAGACGUGGAGGAGCCUCGGCGCUACAACCUCCGCAAAUAG
This is a messenger RNA of Magallana angulata, 1740 nucleotides long. RefSeq lists its product as uncharacterized. The coding region runs from base 772 to 1740 and encodes 322 amino acids. Lineage: Eukaryota; Metazoa; Mollusca; Bivalvia; Ostreida; Ostreidae. The record is from RefSeq and is a predicted model, not a curated record. The transcript has 4 exons.